This is a messenger RNA of Paracoccidioides brasiliensis Pb18, 330 nucleotides long. RefSeq lists its product as uncharacterized. The transcript has 3 exons. The record is from RefSeq and is a predicted model, not a curated record. The coding region runs from base 1 to 330 and encodes 109 amino acids.
AUGCUUCAUUGGAAGAUACGCCCAAGGUCCACCUCCGGGCUAUGUCUUCGUGCCAAAGGGAGAUGUCUACAUAACUCGCAAUUGUCGAAGCCGUUCACGAGAGACGAAACAGAUGAAUCCCCAAACCCGCCGCACCCUCGACCUCGAUGCCCCCUCCCAAACCCACGCCACCAUAACCCAAUCCGCCUCCAGCACGCUUGCCGCUCGCACCACGUCGUCGCCCAAAAGGACGCACGAGACAUCUCGAAGGCCCGCACUCUCCUCUGCUCUCAAUUCCCAGCCAUGCGUACAGAUACACUGGAGACGGUGCUGGGCCAUGCGUUUCUGUAG